AUGAGUUACCGUCGCCUGUAUGCAGCACAUCAAAACGUGUUCUGCAAGGGUGGAGAUUUCUCAAGAGGCAAUGGGACUGGAGGAGAGUCGAUUUAUGGGGCGAAAUUUGCAGAUGAGAGCUUCAACUUGAAGCAUAUCGGCCCUGGAAUAUACUCCAUGGCAAAUUCUAGACCUAAUACUAAUGGUUCACAGUUCUUCAUUUGCACUGCAAUGACCCCAUGGCUUGAAGGAAAGCACGUUGUGUUCGAAACAAUUGUUGAUGGAUACAGUGUUGUUGAGAAAAUGAAUGUGGGUUCAAAGAGUGGGACUAAAUUUUCAUAA
This is a messenger RNA of Pyrus x bretschneideri (Chinese white pear), 321 nucleotides long. Its product is annotated as peptidyl-prolyl cis-trans isomerase CYP19-3-like. The record is from RefSeq and is a predicted model, not a curated record. Gene Ontology annotation, biological process: protein peptidyl-prolyl isomerization. Gene Ontology annotation, molecular function: peptidyl-prolyl cis-trans isomerase activity. The transcript has 2 exons. The coding region runs from base 1 to 321 and encodes 106 amino acids. NCBI's taxonomy places the organism in Eukaryota, Viridiplantae, Streptophyta, Magnoliopsida, Rosales, Rosaceae.